Drosophila virilis is the source of this 671-nucleotide messenger RNA. The record is from RefSeq and is a predicted model, not a curated record. Lineage: Eukaryota; Metazoa; Arthropoda; Insecta; Diptera; Drosophilidae.
AAAUUUGCCAGUCACAACGAACAAGUAACUAACAUAGAAACGCCACCUUGAUGGAAAUUUCUAUAAACGUUUUUGUUUUCAUUUUGUACAGUUUAGUGGUUUUAUAUUUGCAGCAUUUUGUCAACAAGUAUACGGAAUUUGUGCGCAGUCUUUAGAUGAACAUGCUGGGACUGCAAUCCUACGGCAGCUCCUCCGAGGGUGAAUCGGACCACGAGCAGGGCAAGGAUGCAGCGCAAGAGUUGCCCGCGCAUUUACAGCCGGUGGACAAAACGCAUUCGCUAUCCACAGCGCUGGCAGUUUGUGCGGCGCCCGAAGUAGUGCCGAUGGGAGCUGCAGCCGUUGCGCGAACGCUAGAUCCAACGCUUAAGGAAGUCACCUACAAUCCACGCUACGAUGAGAUGUAUGCGCCCGUCCAGGGCCCAGAGCAUCCAGAUUUGACCAUGCAACAACGGGCGCCGCGCAACACGCUUGCUGGCUAUGUGGAGAAGGCACACAUAAAUGCAUUUGAAUUUGAGAAUCAGCGGCGCACGUUCCACACCUAUGGCUAUGCCUUAGACCCCACAGUCGAUGAGGCUGCCGAUGGACAGUCCUACGUUGGUGACUUGCAAUCCGCAUAUGAUGACAAUGGCAAAACGGUAUUUGAGGCGCCCAAGCCAAAAAAAAUGCGCAAA